Messenger RNA from Corticium candelabrum, 3427 nucleotides. Its product is annotated as protein FAM135B-like. The record is from RefSeq and is a predicted model, not a curated record. The transcript is spliced from 22 exons. Bases 305 to 3289 code for a protein of 994 amino acids. Lineage: Eukaryota; Metazoa; Porifera; Homoscleromorpha; Homosclerophorida; Plakinidae.
UGACCAUUUUGUCAUAACGUUGCACGGCUUCAAGUUGUCGCUAAACAGCCAAUAGGAACGUCUGAUCCCGUUAUCGAACAAGAGUCGUUUCCAACACGAUCACGAUCGUGUAUUGAAUUGUCGACCGCCGCAACACCCUCACACUUUCCUUUACCGCUAAUCAACUUGGGAGGCGCCUGAAGAGUGAAACGAUCAUCAACAGAGCCGGUCGCUAGGCGUUCUUCACUCCAGUGCAACGAGACACACCAGGAAGUGAAGAGAUAAAGCGGUUGACAGCUAGGGAACGCCGUACGCGCACUGCAAUAUGAGCGCGCUGGAGGUGGAGUGGAAGGUGUCGAUCGAAUUCGACAACUUCUCGAACUUGGAUUUGUUUCAGAGGGGAUGCUAUCAGGCGCAAUGUCGAUUGAGAGGAUCGCCGAGUUUGAAGUACGAGUUUCGUCUCGCUACGAACGUUCUGCAAGAUGUUACACGGAAUGACUACCUCUGCAGUGCACGUCUUUUGAGAAACUGUUCUGUGUUUGCCACGUCUGUUGUCAAUGUUCAGUAUCGUAAAGAAGAAUUCAGUCUCAAUGAAGUUGCCACAGCUACAGUGACAGCCCUAGCAGACAGCACUGAGUUGCCUCGACGUUUUCCUUUACCUCAUUUACAGCUGGUUGUUGACUUGCUUUUCUCAGAUGAAUACAAUCAGAAGGAUGGUGUAAGCAAUAUGCAGGUUGUUAGUAGUCGAGUGGUCGACUUGCACUUCUGCUCGAAUCAUAAUAUUCAUCACCGUAUCCCACUCAUGUUUGACUACUUUCACUUGGCCAGUGUCUCGUUUACUGUUCAUUGUGUGCUGGCAGGCAUCAGAUCAACGCUUCAAAGUCCUACACAAGAAAGAAGUUGGUUUCAGAACCUUUUCAUUAGUCAUUCUGUGUUGCCACCUGAGCAAUCUCUUCCAAAAAUUCUGUUUGGUGAAGUCUCACAGAAGCGCAGGAAGAGAACGAAUCGGAAAACUAGUCAGUCGAAGUAUGAAGUCUGUUUUGUGGAUGUGGAUCUUGCAUCAGCAAUUCAUAAAAAGUUGUGUGGCAUGCUAAUUGAUUCUCUCGAUGGUCUUGCUUUAUCGUUUACCUAUCUCAUGAGCAUUAUACCACAACGGCAGCGAUUGACAAUUGCACUGAGUGACAAAGCUUCGCUGCUCAAGUCUUUGAUACAUUCUGUGAAAGAUACUGUUGAUGCCGGCGAGGUGAUUUCGAUUGUAGAGAAAGACUUACACGAUCUUCAUACUGAGAUCACUGCUUUGUGGACACAAUAUACAGAAGCUGUGUCUCUGAAUCCAAGCAUAAUUAGAGCUCUAACUGCAGUGCACAAUAGAGAAAUGUUGAAUCGACUUUAUGAAGCCAGUAUUGUUCAUCAAUGGCCUCUGGAUUCAUGUGUUAAACGGGUCUCUAAAAGUAAAUUUAGUCACGUACGUCUUGCUGAGAUAAUACGUCGAUCUCAAUACAUUGAACUGGCAGUUGCACCUUUGGAACUGGCUUGUCAUGACACUGAUGGUGAAUGCACGUCUAUGCCUAUAGUGUUUGAAGAUCGAUAUGUUGGUGAUUCUCCCGUUGGAAGACGACGGAGAAGACACGUGAGUGCACCACCAAAGUGUGAACUUUCUGUGGAUUCUAGUCCAAGAAUGUCUGUACAGUUUCGUCGUCGUUCACAUCACUGUGGAUCGGACGUUCAGCAUCCGAUUGUAAGACAUCGUGUGACUCAAGAGUCACUAGACGAUAUGUUCUUGUGCGCUGCAUCAAGAAAAGCAAAUGAUGAGAUAUUGCAACCUCAGGUGGCAAAUGGUGUUAUACCUUUGAGGAGUAGAAAUGGUCACAUACCAACAGAUGAAUCUCCAGAUAGCACGUCUCAGAGUUCUCAAGCAACUGACACAAGCAGAAGUCAGGAACGACCCACAACAGCAGUAGAAGAAGUGUCUCAAAAUCGAUCCAUACAGUAUAGUAACUUAACAGAUUGUAACCAUACGAGUAGUAACUUGCUUGGCGAGUCAUUGGAAGAUGGUGAACCGCAAGCAGCUUGCCAAGUUGAGUGCAACGGAGAGAGAAUGCCUUUCAAUUUGCUUCAGUUACUUCUUCCUUCUGAUCUCAGUGACGUUGACUGGUCAUGUCUGCCUGACGAGAUUGUUCAGGAAAUACUUGAUGCAGCUGCUAGUAUGGAUGAAGCUAGGGAAGCUGCAUUUAGUGCUGAGAACAGUGUUGAGCCAGUAGAAAACAAAGCUCCGUAUGAAGAGUUUAGCGAGUAUACAGAGCAGCCUGAUUCUUCUCACAGACGGAAUUGGUCACCAAGUAUUAGAGAUAAAAGUGUUGAGCCUGCUAAAGGUGAACUCAGAGAAAUGCUAUCCAUCAAUGGCUGUUUUCUCAGUGAUCUACCCAACUACAUAUCAGAGCCUUUGAGAGUAAGCAGUCCUUUAUCAGCUCAUUCUUUUCUCAGACUGAGACCUUUGACUCACGUUAUUGUAUGUGUUCAUGGAUUGGAAGGAAACAGCAAUGAUUUACGGUCGUUUCGAAUAUUUCUUGAAAUGGCUAUGCAAAACAGUCGUCUUGAAUUCAUCAUGUCGGAAGUUAAUCAGGCCAACACCUUUGCUGACUUUAACUUGAUGACCGACAAGUUUAUUCAAGAAGUGUUUCAUCAUCUGGAAGCGUUUCGUAUUGACUUUGAUAAAAUUAGUUUUAUUGGACAUUCACUGGGCAAUAUUAUCAUUCGGUGUGCUAUUACUCGACCUGCUUUUCAGCCUUUGAUUGACCGGUUGCACACUUUUGUGUCACUGUCUGGCCCUCAUCUAGGAAUGUUGUAUCAUACCAGCUCUAUUGUCAAUACAGGUAUGUGGUUAGCUCAGAAGUGGAAGAAGUCAGAUUCUUUGGCUCAGUUAGCUCUGCGAGAUCACAGUGACCCAAGACAGUCAUUUUUGUAUCAGUUGAAUGGAAUGCCAGGUCUGAGCUACUUCAAGAACGUGAUGUUGGUCUCUUCGUCCCAGGAUCAGUACGUUCCUUAUCAUUCUGCACGGAUUCAGAUGUGCAAGGCGGCCUCUAAGGACUCAUCAGACCUUGGUUCUGUUUACAGAGAAAUGGUACAUAAUGCUUUGCAACCGAUUAUCGAAAAGCCAGGCACGACUUUAGUUCGUUACGACGUCAUUCAUCAUCUUCCUUCUCGAACUGCUGACACAGUAAUUGGUAGAGCUGCACAUAUAGCAAUGCUUGACUCAGAGUUGUUUAUUCAGAAGUUUGUAUUUGCAAACUGUGUCAAGUAUUUUUUAUAACAGUGUAUGAUUGAACAUAGUAGAAUAGAUGAUGUGUUUAGAUGCGCGAUAUUGUAAUAUUGCAUAUUUUGAUGUUAACUAGAAGAUUUAAAUUUGCUUGUAGAAAGUUGUUUACACUACAAACAUACAUAUUGAUGA